UGACCCCGCGCGCGUACGGCGCCUGCGUGGUUCGAGCGUUCUGGUAUGAGGCCGUUCUGGAGAUCGUUGGGAUUACCAAGGAUGGUAGGGGUGUCUUCCCUGCGGGCUAUCAGCUCAUUCAGUCUACCUGCACUCCCAAAGAAGGUUAAAAUCGUGGAGGUCGGCCCUCGAGAUGGUCUGCAAAAUGAAAAGUCUAUUGUACCUGCUCAGUUGAAAAUCAGGCUGAUAGACAUGUUGUCUGAGUCAGGACUCCCUGUCAUUGAGGCCACCAGCUUCGUUUCCCCCAAGUGGGUGCCCCAGAUGGCAGACCACGCUGAAGUCCUGAAGGGCAUCAGGAAGCUUCCUGGCAUCCGCUACCCAGUGCUGACCCCCAACCUCACAGGCUUCCAGGCAGCGGUUUCUUCGGGGGCCGAGGAAGUGGCCAUCUUUGGGGCUGCUUCGGAGCUCUUCACCAAGAAGAACAUUAACUGCUCCAUCGACGAGAGCCUGGAGCGCUUUGAGAAGGUCCUGAGUGCUGCCAGAGCCGCCGACAUUCCUGUGCGAGGGUACGUGUCCUGUGUGCUUGGAUGCCCGUACGAAGGGAAAAUCUCCCCAGCCAAAGUAGCUGAGGUGGCUAAGAAGCUGUAUUCAAUGGGCUGCUAUGAGAUCUCACUGGGUGACACUAUUGGUGUGGGCACCCUGGUUGGAAUGAAGGAUAUGCUGUCUGCUGUCAUGAAAGAGGUGCCAGUGAGUGCCCUGGCCGUCCAUUGCCAUGACACCUAUGGACAAGCCCUCACCAACAUCUUAAUGGCUCUUCAGAUGGGAGUGACUGUGGUGGAUUCAUCGGUUGCUGGGCUUGGGGGCUGCCCCUAUGCUAAGGGUGCAUCAGGAAAUGUGGCAACAGAAGACCUUCUGUACAUGCUGAAUGGACUGGGAAUCGAAACAGGUAGUUUCUGUUCCUCCGAGUUCCUCUCUUCAGGACGUCUGCCGCCCAGGAAGAUCGAUCCCCAAGUCUGACAGCCACCAAGAAAAAUGGUGGGUGAGCGCCUGCUCUCAGCCCUUAGAGAGAGUCGACUCCUAAGAGGCUUAUUUCCCGGCCAACGCACCAAAUUGUGUGGGAUGCCAUUCAAAUUAAAAAACACUCUUAGAGGUUU
This is a messenger RNA of Phascolarctos cinereus (koala), 1133 nucleotides long. RefSeq names its product 3-hydroxy-3-methylglutaryl-CoA lyase (gene HMGCL). Gene Ontology annotation, molecular function: hydroxymethylglutaryl-CoA lyase activity. Gene Ontology annotation, biological process: L-leucine catabolic process; ketone body biosynthetic process. Gene Ontology annotation, cellular component: mitochondrion. The record is from RefSeq and is a predicted model, not a curated record. NCBI's taxonomy places the organism in Eukaryota, Metazoa, Chordata, Mammalia, Diprotodontia, Phascolarctidae.